AUGGGGAGUGUGCGAAGCCACCGUUACAGCAUUGUGUCCUCUGAGGAAGACGGCAUGAAGCUGGCCGCUAUUGCCGUCCCAAAUGGCUAUGGAAAUGGCAACGUCAACAAGGUGCACACAGAGCACCAACAUCAGAGCCGCUUCGUCAGGAAGGAUGGCCACUGCAAUGUGCAGUUUAUCAAUAUGAGUGAGAAAGGCCAGCGGUACCUGGCAGAUAUCUUCACCACCUGCGUGGACAUCCGCUGGCGCUGGAUGCUGCUUAUAUUCUGCCUUUCUUUCCUGCUCUCAUGGUUGUUUUUUGGCUUUGUCUUUUGGGUAGUGGCACUGUCGUACGGGGACUUAGAGAAUGAGACUCAAAUGUGUGUUUCCAAUGUGGACAGCUUUACCGCUGCCUUCUUAUUCUCAGUGGAGACCCAAACCACAAUUGGCUAUGGUUAUCGCUAUGUGACAGAGGAAUGCCCAGUUGCCGUCUUCAUGGUCGUCUUCCAAAGCAUCGUGGGCUGCAUCAUCGAUGCUUUCAUCAUUGGUGCUGUCAUGGCCAAGAUGGCCAAACCCAAAAAGAGGAAUGAGACCCUGGUGUUCAGCCAUUAUGCCACAGUGGCCAUGAGGGACGGUAAACUCUGCCUGAUGUGGCGCGUGGGGAACCUGAGGAAGAGUCAUCUGGUGGAGGCCCACGUCAGGGCCCAGUUACUCAAGUCCCGCACCACCGCUGAGGGAGAGUUCAUCCCUCUCGAUCAGGUAGACAUUGAUGUAGGCUUUGAUAGUGGCAUUGACAGAAUCUUCCUGGUGUCUCCAAUCACCAUCGUGCAUGAAAUUGACGAGGACAGCCCGUUCUACGAGAUGAGCAAACAGGAGUUGGAGACGUCAGAGUUUGAGAUUGUAGUGAUUCUGGAGGGCAUGGUGGAGGCCACGGCCAUGACCACUCAGUGCCGGAGCUCCUAUGUGGCCAGUGAAAUCCUUUGGGGCUACCGCUUUGAGCCUGUGCUUUUUGAAGAAAAGAACUACUACAAAGUGGACUACUCUCGCUUUGACAACACGUAUGAGGUACCCAGCACGCCCCACUGUAGUGCCAGGGAACUAGCGGAGAAAAAAUCUGACACCUCCAGCUCGAGGAACUCCUUUUGCUACGAGAACGAGGUUGCGCUAGAAAAAGUCGAGAUGGAGGAGGAGUUCGAUGAGGAGGAAAACAGGGAGAUGAGGGGUGCUGAGGUCUGUGCACUCGAGGACACAAACGCAGAUGUGGUGUCAGACUCUGAGUGCAACCUGGACUCUUUGCCUCUAGAAUCAAGGCCUUUAACAGCAGAAUCAGAAAUAUGA
This is a messenger RNA of Plectropomus leopardus (leopard coralgrouper), 1317 nucleotides long. The record is from RefSeq and is a predicted model, not a curated record. NCBI's taxonomy places the organism in Eukaryota, Metazoa, Chordata, Actinopteri, Perciformes, Serranidae.